This is a messenger RNA of Temnothorax curvispinosus, 13120 nucleotides long. RefSeq names its product 1-phosphatidylinositol 4,5-bisphosphate phosphodiesterase classes I and II (gene Plc21C). Lineage: Eukaryota; Metazoa; Arthropoda; Insecta; Hymenoptera; Formicidae. The record is from RefSeq and is a predicted model, not a curated record. The coding region runs from base 127 to 3933 and encodes 1268 amino acids. Gene Ontology annotation, biological process: lipid catabolic process; phosphatidylinositol-mediated signaling. Gene Ontology annotation, molecular function: phosphatidylinositol-4,5-bisphosphate phospholipase C activity; calcium ion binding. The transcript has 18 exons.
AUCGUCGUCGUCCUCGUGGUCAACGUCCGCGUGUUCGCUGCCACCGUUCUCCACGUCGCUCAUCGCUUUGCCGUAAGGAAGAUUCAGUGUUGAAUCAGUGCGGGUUUGUGGCAAUAGGGAGUCAGGAUGGCGGGCAACAAGGGUACAGGCAUCACCAUGCACAUAAAGCCCGUGGAAGUUUCCGAGCAGCUACAGGGUGGAGAGAAAUUUAUCAAGUGGGACGAGGAUUCCGGGGUGGCAACACCGGUGACUUUGAAAGUGGAUAAAUAUGGUUUUUACAUACACUGGGUGGAUCAAAAUAAUGAGAUGGAUAUGCUGGACAUAGCAGUUAUAAGAGAUACUCGCACAGGAAAAUAUGCAAAAAUACCAAAGGAUCCAAAGCUGAAAUCUCUUGUAACGAUGGGUUCUCAAGACUCCUUAGAAGACAAAACUGUAACGAUCUGUUACGGAUCUGACUUUGUCAAUAUGAAUUUUAUUAAUUUUUGCACAACGCGUGCAGAAAUAGCACAACAUUGGGCAGAACAACUUUUUCAAAUGGCGUACAAUUUGAUUCAAUUAAACACUAGCACAACUAUGUUCUUAUUGAAAGCACAUACCAAGCUUGCACUUACUGCUGAUAAAAAUGAAAAAAUACCGGUAAAAAAUAUAAUAAAAAUGUUUACACAAAACAAAGACGAUCGCAAGCGUGUUGAGAAAGCACUUGAUAUUUCUGGCUUUCCAUCUGGCAAAAGUGACGUCGUACCGUUGCCAAAAUUCCAAUUUGAAGAUUUUUUCAACUUUUACAAGUCUCUGACUCAGAGAUCAGACGUGGAAAAAGUGUUCGAAGGAAUUAUUGGCAAUAGCAAACGCAAAUUGAUGUCUGUUUCACAAUUUGUGGACUUCUUGAACAAGUCGCAGAGAGAUCCACGUCUCAACGAGAUACUGUAUCCAUACGCAAAUGAAGCUAGGGCAAAGGAUAUCAUAAAUCAGUAUGAACCCAACAAGGGUAAUGCAAAUAAAGGACAGCUCAGUUUCGACGGAUUUUUGAGAUAUCUCAUGAGCGAAGACAACCCGAUUGUUGCUGUCUCCAAAUUUGAAUUGUCUGACGAUAUGGAUCAACCGCUUCCGCAUUAUUUUAUAAAUUCUAGUCAUAACACAUAUUUAACAGGGCAUCAACUUACCGGAAAGAGUUCUGUGGAAAUUUAUCGUCAAUGUCUUCUAGCCGGUUGCCGAUGUGUUGAAUUAGAUUUUUGGAAUGGAAAAUUUGACGAACCCGUUAUUGUUCAUGGAUAUACAUUCGUACCUGAAAUAUGUGCCCGAGAUGUGAUAGAGGCAAUUGCUGAAACCGCUUUUAAAACGUCGGACUAUCCAGUCAUUCUCAGUUUCGAAAAUCACUGCAAUCCAAGGCAACAAGCCAAAAUCGCUCAGUACUGCAGAGACCUUUUCGGGGAAAUGUUGCUCGAUGCGCCACUUGAAUCACACAAGUUAGAGCCAGGUCAAGAGCUCCCGCCGCCGUCGUUACUAAGGCGUAAAAUAAUAAUAAAGAAUAAAAAGAAACAUCAUCAUCAUCAUAAAAAGCAUCACAAAAAGCAACAGCAAGCUUUAGAUACUGCUGAAGGUACCCCAGACAGUGAAACUAAUGGGACGGUGAAUCCAUCUGCUGGAGGAGAAAACGGUCCUCCGCCGGAUAUUAUACCUCAGAAUGAAAUGGCUGAUGAUGGUGCACCUGAAAAUGAGCAGCAAAUUGGAAAUGGCGAUAUUUCCCAUCCGAUGCUGCAACAAAGACAAGGCAGUAAAGACAGCGGCCAGGAUGACGAAGACGAAGAAGAUGAAUCGAGUACAGAGGACGAUGAGUCUAAUGUGGAAGAUAUUAAACUGAGAAUAGGUGACAAAGUUGUACCAGAUAAAUCCGUAGCCAAAGAGACCGAGGCGGGCGCAGAGAUUUCAGCUCUAGUUAAUUAUGUGCAGCCCGUACACUUCAAUAGUUUUGAAUCGGCUGAAAAAAAGAAUCGCACGUACGAAAUGUCAUCCUUCGACGAGAAGCAAGCUACGACUCUCUUGAAAGAGAGACCACUAGAGUUUGUGAAUUACAACAAGCACCAAUUAUCUAGAGUUUACCCAGCAGGAACAAGAUUCGAUUCCAGUAAUUUCAUGCCGCAAGUAUUUUGGAACGCGGGAUGUCAGCUGGUUGCGUUAAAUUAUCAAACACUCGAUCUGGCGAUGCAAUUAAAUCUGGGAAUAUUUGAGUAUAAUCAACGCUGCGGCUAUCUAUUAAAGCCAGAAUUUAUGAGAAGAAAAGAUCGGCGGCUAGAUCCCUUCGCCGAGUCUACCGUUGAUGGUAUUAUAGCAGGCUCGGUUCAUAUCCAUGUGAUAUCCGCACAAUUUUUAACUGACAAAAGAGUAGGAACUUACGUAGAAGUCGAUAUGUACGGUUUGCCGGCGGAUACCGUAAGGAAGAAAUUCCGCACAAAAAUCGUACCUAACAACGGUAUUAAUCCCAUAUACGACGAAGAGCCGUUUGUAUUCAAGAAGGUAGUUUUGCCGGAACUUGCCUCGAUAAGGAUAGCGGCGUAUGAAGAAUCUGGACGUUUAAUCGGUCACAGGGUACUUCCCGUAGUCGGAUUAUGCCCAGGAUACAAACAUGUAGCAUUAAGAACAGAGUGCGGGCAACCACUACCAUUAGCGAGUCUGUUUUUACAUGUUAUCGUGAAAGAUUACGUUCCUGAUGGUUUAAGCGAGCUUGCCGAAGCUUUAGCGAAUCCUAUUAAAUAUCAGAGCGAAGUGGAGAAGAGAGAGAACCAAUUGUUGGUUCUUACAGAUUGCUUGGAAGAACCGGAAGAAAUCGAAGAUAAGGGUAAAGUUGGCGAUAUUCCUAGUACUGCUAAACCAGCUGAGGAAGUUGUAAAAGCUAAACGACUACAGUCCAUAGGCGAAGUGCCAAGCCUUUUACUAACUCCCAGUAGCUUACAACAUAGUAGACCAUCUAUCGGCGGCAUAGGUAGUUCGGACACGGUGGAUGUGGACGAUGAUACUCCCUGUUCUGCAGUUCAAUCAGCCGAUACAUCUAUAAAUAAAAGCCCAGUCAAUGUUGGCAAUAUAAGUGAUGAAAUAGUAGCCGAAAGUUUGGAAAAACUCAUGGAAAACAAGCUGGUCAGGGAGAAAAAGAUGGAACUCGAGAAGAAACUUGAAUCUCUGAGGAAAAAGCAUGAAAAAGAGAAAAUGCGGUUACAGUCACAGAAAGCCUCGAUCGACGGUGAGAAGCAUAGAUCGAAAUUCUAUAUGAGCAACAGGCUGGUGAAGCGACUAUCGAGUAAAAAUAUCAGUUUUUCGAGUGAAGUGGGUUUAAGCACCUUGGCCAUGGCCGAGACCUCCGAAUGUCCGGAGAACGCGGAAAAUCGUGAGGGGAACGAGGGGACCAGGGGCUUACCCAGAAGUCAAAGCGAUCGAUUUUUAGCCGUAUGCAAGGCGCAUGUUCAACAGGAACGCGAGCUUCAGGAAAAAUAUUACGAGAACCUCUUUGCGACUGUCGAGAAAGUGAUGAGAGGAUCGCAAUCCAAUCAAUUGAAAAUGCUUCAGGUGCUUUUAGACAGAGAGACCGCGGACGUUAAACGAAAGCUGCAGGCUACGAGACAAGGCGAGGUCAAACAAUUGGCUAAAGUGCACAAAGAUAAGGCCGAGUUGGAACGUAUAAAACGAGAAGUCGCGAAAUCGACGGUGGAGAAAGGUGUGAACGAGUGUACGCGCUUGACGAAAAUUUACGACAAGAAGAGAGCGGAGUUGGAAAGACAGCACGAAGAAGUGCGGCUAAGCCUGGAAGAGGAGCGAGCCAAGGUGAAAGCUAACUUGCUGGCGGAAUAUAGUAGCCGCUACAGUAAAUACGAAAGUGGUGAGUUACCCCUGUCACCGUCUGGCGGAGCUAGCUUGCCCGAGUCGCUUAGCGAAAACAUGUAUUGACUCGCGAAACGAAUUGUCUAGCUGUGUGUUAAUUAAGGAUACGGCAUCGAUCCACGGAUGUCCGUGUCUCACGCCAUUGUACGCGUCGUCCAAAGCAUCUAGUUAUGCAACCUGGUACAGCAAACGCGAAUCGUAGUCUGAAUUCUGUAACGAGAGAUACAUGAGGGGAGAAGGAAAACAGAUAUUACUUGGACGCAAUAAUUUUCCCGACACUUGUACGAGGAAACGAAUCAAUAACGACUAACGGAACGUUGGUACGUAGCGCUUAUCUACAGUUGCUCGGCGGCGAUAAAACGUACCCUCUCGGGAUGUUGACAUUGUGACGGUGCUGUGACGAGAGAUCACGUGAUUUCGGGCAGCUCGGUGCUACUCGAGGCACGAGUUAACGUCUUGAUACUAUUAUGUACGGUACAAUUGUAUAUAUAUAUAUAUAUCUAUAUAUACAUAUAUAUAUGUAUACUGAUCUUUUACCAUUUAAUACUUCAAGAAAAUUAGAUGUCGAAUAAUGUGGAUCGAAGUAAUUUUCUAUUACUUCAACGCUGUGUCUUUUACUACGAUGAUCAUUAUUCGACUGAGCGUUGAUCGUACAUGCCGAUCGAUUCCUCAAUCGAUUGUCUCACGUGAAAACGCCUAUGUCUUGAUCUCUUUACGAUAAAAUAUCUGCUUAGUAAUACAAAAGAGAGAAAGUGAUAAUGUCAGACUUCAAUGAGAAAUGCGAGUUUCGCAUUAUUUGCACACAGUAUUAAGCAGUCUGAAAGAUUCCGGGAUCUAUGAUAGUCGCCGACGUGACAGUCGAUUGUACAUUUGCAUGAGCUUAACGAAGCAUUAAGAUCGUUUGCGAGAAAUACGCACGAGAGAGGUAUAUAUAUAUAUAUAUAUACAUAUAUAUAAUUCUAAAUAAGGGAAAAAAAUAAUACAACAAACCUUCCUAAGUGCUAACAUUUAAUAUUGUUGUUAUAUGCAUAAGGCAUCGUUAUUUAAUCGACUAUAUAUAAACUAAGAAACUCUAAUCGCGUUCCAAGAUGCUCUGUUUAGAUUGGUCUUCGAUUACUAAAAGAUCAGAUCUCAGGAGAUUCCAGUCAGAAUAAUGUAAGAAGUAUAACCGAGAGGGUGAAAUCUCUUUGGCCUAGAGGAGAAACAUUGGAAAAUGCUGAGAGAGGUCUACACGAACGCGCGAGUGAUCUGAUAUAUUUUUGACUGAAAGUACUCCGUAUAAAACAAAUUUUUUUUCUGGGGUUGUCCGCACCGUGAAAAUACUGAGACACUGUCGUACCAGAGGCACGAGAGUGUCCCAGUAUCUCAAUGUGUAGAGCGAUUUCGGUCGGGCAAACCCCUUUGAGGAAGACAAUCAAAAAUGUUACGAUGUAACAUUGUCCUUGUUGUUUCUAAUUGUACGAUAUUUUAGGCUACGCGCUACGAUACGUAUACACAGGUAUCUGAGGGGAUUCUUCGUAGUAAUAACGAACUUAGGAUUAAAACUUAUCCCGUAUCGUAAGUCUACAUCGUGUAAAUUCGUUAUUUAUUUAACGUGUUGAUUUAGUAAAGGCAGAGGUACGCGGGGUGUAUCGUAAUCUGCUUGGUGAUAAUCGCACGAGUAACGACGAUCGAAUCAAAGAGAGAAAGAAGAAAAAGUUACUUUAUUGUCGCAAUUUCUGUUAUUUAUAUUUUACGCUAAUCGAUGAUUCUUUAUUUCGGUCUAGAGAUUGCACAAUUUUUUUUAGUCUUUGAUAAGUUUAUCUAUUGUUAAACAUUCGCCAUAGUUGAGCAGAAAAUUGUUGUUAAUGGAUCUGCGAUCCAGUUGCACAAGUGUACUGCACACGCGAUCUCAUUAUACUCAAAUGCUAUCUCAUGGCAUUUAGUGUUUUCGAAAUUUAGACUCUUCUCUUUAUGCAUUACAACUACGAAUUUAAGUACAUUCUUUCGUUGCGUGUACUUACAUCGAAAGAGCCAUAUUUUGAUCUGAUCGAUUAUAGUUUUCGAAUAAGAGUGUAUGCGCACAGGUAUGAAAGUAUAAUUACUUGCGAAUUUGAACGAAUCUCGAUAUGAAUUGUAUUUCAAUAUUAUAUUUUACAUUGAACUUUUUAGUCUUAAAGCACAAAGAGUAUAUGUUCAUCUCAAUUAUAUAUAUAUUUUUAAAUUUCUGCUUUUUUGUAUUGUUUUAUAAUUUUGUCGAGCUUAUAAUUUUUAAUUUAGCGUUUUUAAUUCUUUGAAGUUACAUUUGGAUGUAAUAUGGGAAAAUAUGAUGUUAUUUUUAUAAACUUUAAAAAAUGAAAAUUUUAUAAUUAUAUAAUUUGUAUAGAUUAUAUUUUAUAAAUAUCUUUUAUAAUUGUACCAUCGCGUGCAAUAAUAGUCAAUUCGUUGUUCAUUCUAUUAUGUGAUUCUGCUCUCUUUGUGCAUUAUUUUUCGCAAUCAUCGUCGAAGGUGAAGGAAAAGAACACUCGCAAUUGUGGCGAGAACUCUAACAAGCAGAGAACAACUGGAAGAGCAAUUAAGACAUACGCAUUUAUUAUUGCAAGCGAUAGUGCAUCCCGUAAACUUAAGAAUGUUAAAGUUAUAUCCCGUGCACCUCUCUCAGAUUUAAUAAUAUUUCGUUUGCGAUAAAUAUAAAAAGUAUGGCAUUUAGUUCUUUUGAACAGUCGCUAUGGCGUCUUUCACAGGAAGGAAGGAGAAAGAGAGAGGGUAGCUGAUAUAUAUAUAUUUCAUACUUUAUCAUUAAAAAGUACGCAGAGUUACCAUUUUUUAGUCGACGUUUAUUAUCGCGAUAGCAUUUUUUGUCAAGUUACCGAUUGUUCGUGAGGUUGUAGCUUGUAUCGUAGCGGACGCGACUUUAUCCGAUAUGAUGGUAGAUAAUUGUAAUAAAGAUAAUAUGAACGAUAAUAUAUUUAAUGCAAUGCAUGUGUAACUCUUCUAUCUGGUACGCUCGGAAUGUACGCGAAGAGAUCAAUAUGCGUGGACAAGUAUUUGUGAAAUUGGGCAGAUGCCACGUCGGUUAAAGUACGCAUCCUCUGCGACAUCUCGAGCAACUCCCGUGGCGAUGUAACGAUAGAAGAAAAUCGAUUAAUUGCGUAAUGCGACGCGUAGUACUACGGUACACUGAAUCUCUAUUGUUACACGUAUAGAUAUUUGUUUUCUAACAUUCUGAUAUUUAUUUUGAGGCGUUGCUUUUACCUCGAACGCAUUACAAGUUUGUUACAUUCGUAAGUUUUUCGAUGUUUCGCCUCUCCGUAACGAAGCAGAUUUUAGUACGAGCGUUUACUUUGCGAAACGUAAUUAUCGUUUUCGAGCUUGCGAUAUUAGUAUAUAUAUAGUAUAUGUAUAUAUAGGUAAUAUAUUGACUUUUCUCCUAUGUCGGUUACGGCAUUGAAGCGUGCAAUCUUUUUGAAUAUAUUUUCGUUAACUAAGCUAUAUUAUCACGUUGAGGUUGACGACCUCUCGUAUAUUGCGAUAUAUACGAGAUAACUGGAAUAUAAGCGAUAAGAGUGAGCAAAUGGAAGAGUAUUUCCAAUUAUAUAGGUUUUUCCUUAUAUUCCAAUGGUAAUCCGAGUUUUAGCUUCGUUAUCUUUGUCAAUUGAGGAGUUGGAAAUCGAAUCUAUACCGUUAUUCUUUAUACAGUUGUACAUUGCAUUCGAAUAUUGUUAUACUUAUGCGUUAUAUCGGAAUAUUGUAUUCUAUGGAUGACGUUUGUUUGUCGCUUUUUUUUUCGAACUGUAUAAAUUUUAAGCUCGUUUUUUGAGCUUAGAUGAAGCUAUUUACGCUGUUAUCACAUCCAAUUCCUCGAUUGCAGUCGUUUCGCGUCUAGUGUGAUCUACCUAUGCAUUUAUGUCCUUCGACUAGAUCAGAUCGAGUUGCUGUGUGUAUUUUGUCGAAGAUCUUUUCCCGCGCAUUGUAUGUGGAUGUCGCAUACUUGCCUGGGACACGAUCGUUCUUCUCCUACAUUCGUGUAAUGUACAUAUAUACGCGUGUAUGUACGUUACACACACAUGCGUGUGUACAUAAGAUAAAUUUAGAUCUAACGGGAUAUAGAUAAUAAUAUAUACAUAUAUAUAUAUUCACGUUGAUAUAUUAUAUGUGUUGUUGUUGUUGAUGUUGUUAAUCGUAGGAUAGCCAUAAAGAGAAAAAUGGUAGCGCUAGCGUAAUCGUUGUUAAUAUAAGAGUACUACAAGAAACAACAAAAUAAGAGUUCUCUACGCUACGACGAACACGUUCGCGGACGGAUUGUUAAUUAAUCGCAACAUUAAUUGAUGCACGCGUCACGAUGUUGUCAAUUUGUACCUGCGAUCUUAUCUCGACCACUCUGGCGUUAGUCUUUUUUUUCUCUUGGAUUUUGCUUCUAUUGCAAGAUCUCUGAUUUGAGGAUCGCUUUCGUUAUCAGCUCUAGAAUCUCCCUGUCGGUGCUUAACGUCAAAGUGGUCGACUCUAGUGGCGGUGCUUCUCGAGGCGCCGCGGCUACCCCUAAGGUUUGCCAAAUAGAUAUUUAUAAAACAUGUCGAGCUAUCCGCCGAGGAUUCCCAUAACGGACGUGUCUGUCGUUCUAGAGUAACCGCGAGAGUUUCGCAUAUGUAACGUGUAUAUUAUACGUAAGAUAUGCGUGGUUUGAAACGGCCUACAAACGAUCAGUAGUGACUUGGCUCAGCUUAUUGUAAUAUCGUUCCAUUCUCUCCGAAGAUAUCGCACUUGCCGCUUUAGUGUCCCGAGGUUUCCACAAAUUGGAGCGUCUAAACGUCCGCCGACGGGUCGAGAAACUGAGCGUUAGAUCGUUCCCCGCAACCAGGUUCGCAUCCGCGAGGAUCUUUCGCCUACUUUUAUCCGUGCUUUUGUCGCGUCCCAUCCGUCGCGUCAGUCCCUCGUCUCACCGUGUAAUAAGGAUCUCCUUAACAACGAUUCUUCGUACCUGACCGUACUAUUGUCCUCGACGUUGCGUCCCUCUUCGAUCCACUCGUGUGUCGAAGACAGCGAAAAAUCUUUUAACGGAUAUGUCUACGAAGAAAGCAUAUAUAUACAUAUAUAUAUACAAUCUGUUCUUUCAAGCGCUCGCAAAAGAUAAUAUUCUGACGGUCGAUUAGGCUGCACCGACAUUUACGAAGAUAUUAGGACUCUAUUACUGUGUAGCCGCCGACGUGCGUUUUUUUGGAUCGUCUAUCAGUUUUAGCAGCGACGCUAUCGCCAAUUCUCAACCGACAAUGAAGUAGAAUUAAAAUUCGACGUACGUGUGUAAAUAUGGUGCAACGACGAUAUUCUAUAGAGAGCCUGCGUUGCUGGUUCGAAUUGACGAAUUGAACUCCACCCCGAGGAACCUCGCCUUACAACAACGCUGCACGUCUACGUGUACCUUUAGCGAUCGAUAGCAUCUUGAUUCAGCGGGAUAUGAACGUACUGCUUGAAAAAAGAAGAAAAUAAUGCACUUAAGCAUACAGCGCGAAUCUUACGUUCAACGAUCCCGUAUCCGUUUCGCGAUCGAGCUCGAUCGUCGAGAUUGUAACGUAACGUCGUAGGAUGCUCGUUUGAUUGUGACGCUUGUUUGCGAUAAAAGGAAAGAGAGAAAGAAAGGAGAGGAACGCAGGGCGAGAAGAAGAAAAGAAAAGGGCGAAGAGGGAGAGUAGCAAGCUCGUCGAUGAUUGUAACGCGGUAGCGAUCGAUAGCGCGACGCCCGACGGCGUUGCACCCCGGUGGCGGAAUACGGCAUAUACAGACGUAUACGUUAUUAUCUACUUUGUACCAGAGAGUAGUCGCGUCCCGUGCAAAAUGAUUUCGUCUUCCCUCCUUAGCCAUUAGCUGCGGCAACGACGACGUGCCGCGCCGAAUCUCGUUAUACUUAGCGUCGGCGACGCGCUCGCGUUCGAUCGUCUCGUCCAGGUCGAUCCCCUCACCGUUACCCUUUCGUAACGCGUUUCGUGAUCUUUAUGUAUUUCUCGGUUGUACCUUUCGUUCUUCAAUCGACUCGUCGGUUUCGUACUCUUCCAUUCUUUUUUUUUCUGUAAAUAGCGACGAGAGAUUAUAACGAAUUUGUUGUGUUCACAAUUUGUUUUGAUUUCGUAUUUUAUUUCCCGAUUUUUUUCCCCUCCUGUUUUUCCAUUUAUGAUUAAAUUUAAGUUGGGUAGAUAUCGAUCAGAGUGCCAUACGUUCAUAAUAGUAUGAAUUAGCACGAAAUUGUCGUUUCUGGUGUAAUUGUUAACGUUAAUCGGGUGUGAGAUUAUUUAGUGCUCGCAACAAUGUUACGUUAAACAUAAUUAGGCAGCGUGAUUUGAUGAUGCAUAAUGAUGACCGAUUUCUAGCAACUAUUAAAUUAUUUAUUAAUUUGCGUUUUUAAUCAUUUUUUUUUCAUAUUCCCUGUUUAAUCUCGUGAUUUUCGCCGCGCGUGUCGCAUUUCGAUUACGUGCAUUUCAUCCGUGCUAAAUCCAACGACAAAGCAUCCCACUAUGAAAGUACCUAAGCAGCAACGGUCUUAAAUGCGUAAUUAAUGUAUUCGCGCGUUCUCUUUACACGCUCUUACCACGGUAAGCGAGAAUUUAUAGUAAGCGUGGCUCUUUCGAGCGACACACGGUGCGUAUUUCGGUAUUUAUCGGACGCGUGACGGAAUAGAAUCGAAGGAAGAAACACAAGUUCGGUUAUGCUCUAUUCGUCACGCGGCGAUUUUUUACGCGGUGAUUAACGAAAGCUCCGUGAGGCAAUUAGAUUUUGAACGGAGAUCUUAUUUCUAUAGGUACUUGCAGAUUUCAGCAAGUUUGCAUGUUAUUUGAUGUUUACUGGGUUUUAAAGAUCUUCGUUCUAUAGAUUUUACAAAUUCUCUGUAGAAAAAAAGUUUUCGUAGAUCUUUCCCUGCUGGAUCUUCUUGUGAUUUCUCUUUAGAUCUUUUUCUAUUGAUGCGCAACCUUAUAAAUAUCAUUAAUUUUUAUUUAUGAAUAAAUUGAUUUCUCGCGACUUUUGAUUUUAUAUCUAUAGAUACUUUGUUUUAUAAAAAAAGCCACAUUCUCCCAUGGAUCUUUAACGAAAUGUUAGUUUUCCUUAGAGAUCAACGUUUCGUUGGAAAUCCGCAUUCCCCGUCUUCCUCGUUUCACAGAGUUCGAAAUUUACAAUUCUCUAUUUCUACGCAUCUUUUUCCACGAAAUACGUAGAUACAAAUCUUACAAUAUUUUUUACAUUGUACACUCUUCUUUAUGUCUUUCAAAUUAUUCUUCUCAGCGGGGAUUCGUGUGCGGAGUGCUUAUCCGAUAUGUUUUCAUUUCGGGUUUUGAAAGGUGCAAAAGGCGAAUGAAUUAUUAAUCGCUUCACGAGAGAUAAACACGGGCGAGGAAGUAUCGAUAGAAAUAAGAUGUUUGUCCCGCUGUUAGCAAUAGUUGUCGAUCAAUUACGUCGAUGGUGUCUGAUUAUAUAAUAUACAUACAUAUAAAUAUAUAUGUGUGCGCGUGUGUGUAUAUGUGUAUAUCUCGCAAUGCACCGAUCUUAAUCGCGACGAAACGUACGUAAUGGAAAAACGAUUAGGGCGUAGAGUAUUAUAUAAUUUCAUUCAAGAAAUAAUUUCUCCUCUCUCUGACUCACUUGUGCCUUGCCCUCGAUCAUCCUUCGCUGUUCUAUUGUAUCCAGGUAUAAUCCCUCUUUUCUAUAAAUAAUCGUAUUUGAUGUUCGAUGUCCUUUCUACGAAAUAAGAGACUAUACGAAAUAAGUGACCGACUAUACAUACUAAGAAAGCGUUACUUAUUCACUCUCGUUUUACCAUUUACGGCAUUUAGCUCGUAAUCGAUAAAUGUACACUGAAUAACUCCUACGAUUUCGACAUUCUUAAGACAUCCAGAGGUAGAUAAUAAUUAAAGAUAAAACAAAUUGCAAGAAAAAAGGCAUCCGGAUUGCAGACGCUCGCAAAUCUUGCUCUCGAAACACACAGACACGUUUCGAGCACUCUAGACGAUUUAAAUAUUUGGAAUUUACAGUUUUUCCCGAUUAUACAGUUCUCGCUCGGUAAACCGAGAUGAAACGCGUAUUAACGCGUAUAUAUUCGUAUAAUCUAUACCUUUUGGGAUUAUGAUAUUAUCUUCCCCGUAAAGUCGAGCUUCCAUGGUCAAAUCGGUGAGAUUUGAGAGCAGAUUGACCCUCAUCGGAUCCGAUGCUUUACGACUCUCGUAUAAUUAUUAUAAAGAAUAACACUGCUCGAACACGAGACCGCAUUUGUUAUACGUACUCCAUACUAAUCAGGAAUUAACAACGUCGUUACUGAGGAUCGUGCGGAAGGCUUGCCGUGACAGGUGAUGUCCUCGUUCGUAAUGUAGGAAAUAGGCGGGUAUAUUUGCGGAAGGUCCCGAUAACUAGAAUACACUGAAAGUUAGAAAAAAAAAAGUCUUCGCGUUAUCGAUUACGUUCACAGGAGCAUAAAAAUAUACGUUACGCGCGCGGCGGGUGUUUAAAAUACAUCUCCCGUUUGUGAUUAACUACGCCGUCGCUUGUUAGUGCUUGAUUUAAAGUAUCGAGAGACCGGUGAUAUGCCGGUGCAAUAAAAUUCAUGCUCAGCCGGAGGGAAUCUCUUCCGCGCCGCGCGUUAGUUCCGCACAGCGAAGAUUAUCUCUCUGAACUUGCUUUUACAUACACGGACGAUUUAUGGAAUUAUGCGGGAGUCAAGGGGAGGUCACUUCCGACUGGAAAAUAGCUUGUAAAUGUAUGCGGAGAAAUUUCGAAUAGAGGAUAUUUCGUGGCACACAAUAGGGCAGGCUCGGACCGUUUUCAUCUCGAUGGAUCUCGCAACGCGCUCUCGCUCCAAGUACGACUACUUGCGCUCUUUAGAACGAUCGUUGAAGAAAACUCUUGGUGAUUAUGCGGAAAUGCGAUUGAUUAUCGCUAUAUCGUGGACAUUGCGAGGGAUUAAUGUGUGUAACUUGCUAAUGUAUGAACUUUCGGGACGCGAGACUUAUUAGUCGUACUUUUCGAGAGACGCGCGCCGGAUUGUCAAGCACGAUCGAUGCCAGCGGUUUUAAGACCAUUUGUAAGCCUGGAUGUAUUUUUUAGAGAACCAGAAUUAGAAAUAUUGUUACCCGCUAUGCGAAUAUCGAUACCAAUAACGCCCAUCAGUCUUGUAUCCGUACGACAUGAUCUGUAAGUUAUAAUAACGAUAUUCUAUAAAUGGCUGUACUAUUGUAAAAUCAAAGAUAUAGCGUACAAUAUAUACAUAAAAUUUAGUGUUGUAGGAGGCAAGCUGUCGAAA